Molecule: messenger RNA, 1971 nt
Organism: Drosophila suzukii
Lineage: Eukaryota; Metazoa; Arthropoda; Insecta; Diptera; Drosophilidae
Source: RefSeq, a predicted model, not a curated record
UAGGCACAGUUCAGCUGAAACACUCAAUAUGUUUUCCCUGCGACUUCUGGUUCUCCUUGGUCUUCUACUGGCCACUCAGGGAAGAGUCUUGGAUCGGCAUAAUACUCUUGAAAUUGCACCUUCAGCUGAAGGAACUAAGACCGUAGAGGUCAAGCAGGAAGUGGCCAACGGAAACCAGGAAACUCAAACUAAAUUGACUAGCUCUUCCAAUCCUCAAGAGCUUCCGACAAACCCGACUUCUGAAGCUAUUGAGCCCGUUGAAUUGAAAGUUACCAAUGAAAACCAGGCAACACAACCUCAGGAGGUCAACUCCAUCAAUGCCCAAGUUGUCCAGGAAAGCCAGGGUCUCUCCGAUGUCAUUAAUCCCACAGAGGUUGUAACAGAAGUCAUCAAAGGAAGUCAAGAAAACCUACCUAUUUCCAAUGAAAUACCUAAGGAUCAGGAACUGCCCAAGUCAGAUGUGAGCACUCAAAACCUUUCUAAUGUCCAGGAAAGCCAGGUUCCCUCUGAUGCCAUUAAGUCCAUAGAGGUUGUACCAGAAGUCACCAAAGAAAGUCUAGAAAUCCAACCCAUUUCCAAUGAGAUACCUAAGGAUCAGGAACUGCCCAAGUCCGAUGUGAGCACUCAAAACCUUCCAAAUGUCCAGGAAAGACAACCCCAGCUGGUAAACGCCAAGGUAGAUCCUUCUGAUGACAUCAAAACCGUAGAAGUUUCACCAAAAGUCACCAAAGAAAACCAGGAAGUCCAAGUGCAAGAAGCCCAACCCAAUUCCAAUGAGAUACCCAAGGAUCAGAGACUGCCUCAAAAAGAAGUAGUCCCUGCUCAAACCCUCCCCAAUAUUCAGGGUCGCUCUGUUCAAGACCUGGACAAGAUCUUCAAGUACCCGGAAGUUCAAUUGAUUAACGGAUCCUCAUCCUCUUCCAACCAGUAUCAGAACCUCUACAACAAAUACCAAUUCUAUCCAAAGGUGGAAAUCAUUUCCGUGGUGAACACCACGACAACGGAUGCCAUUUCCAACCAGAAGAAGACCGGAUUUCCCUUUCCCUUCCUGCCCAAUCCCAUCGAGAAACUGGAUCAGCAGCAACCCAUCUUUAUUAAUCUGAAUCAGACUGCCAACUCCACAGGCAAUGUGACCUACCACACACACAUCCCCGAGGAGACCAAGCUAUUGCCCUUCCUGCCCAAUCCCUUAACGGACUUCCCCAAGGUUGUGGGUCUCAGCUUGGUGCUCCUUCCGAAUCCCUUCUAUGUAAACAAGUCUCAGAGCCAGAACCUGACUGGAUCGCAGGAUAAUGUGGCAUACGAGUACCUUACAAAGUUCCGAGCCUUUUCGGAAAAAACCCAAAAGGAGCAGAAACAGCGGCAGCAGCAAUCUCAGAAGCCCAAUUUCUACCUGAUCCCCAAUCCUCUGGCCAAUCAGGUUUCCAAAGAUGGUAAAAAGGGCGAUGCCAAUGCCGUGCUACCCGUGAACCUGGCUGCUCUGCCUCUUUUGGUUCCCGCUCCGGAAGUGUUCCAAGGCAAGGCUUCUUCGGGCAGCGUCAGUUUCCAGGAUCUGAUCAAGGCCACCAAUGUGCAGGUGAGCCAGCCUCUUCAGCUUCAGGCCAACAACGGUCUCAGCCAAAUUCAGAAGGACCGGGCUGCCAUCCAGCAGCUGAUCCUCAGCCAUCUCAGCGAGCAGCAGAAACUGUUCCAGCAAUCUUUGGGAAGCGGAAAGAGCUCCCAUUCGGCUGGACCGGUUGGAGUCGUCCAGGAGGAGGAGGAGAGCUCUGUUCUGUUCGCUGUGGAGAUCCCGAAGCCCAUCUACCGCUUCUUCAAGGGCAUCUUUGGGGGUUUCUCCAAGUGAGAAGCCAGAAGAAGAUCAGCCCGACCGAAAUAACAAUCAAUAGCUAAGGAAAAACUAGUAUAGAGCACUUAUUAAUAUUCAUAAAUAUUCAUUAAAUAAAGUAAAUUGCAUACCCACUUUAUAAGAAA